AUGGCACACGCUGCACACCACAUUGCCCGGGCUUAUCCGCCUCACGGGCGCUUGGCCUCCUUUUGUGCGGGAGGCGAGUCAGUGGGUGAGGCUGCGUGCGAAGGGGAUGAGUAUCGCGAUUUUGCUUUCACGCCACUGCUUCCUACCCGCCUUUACACGGCAGCCCAGGUGCGCGAUAAUGAAGCGCGGGCUGCCAAGGAGAUGAACAUCAGCAUGCCUGAUCUGAUGCAUCGGGCCGGCUCGGCCGCCUAUGAACUUUUGACCUUUGCACGACGUGAAGCUCGGCACAUUACCCUACUCAUUGGCAAGGGAAACAACGGAGGGGAUGCUUACAUUGUCGGUCAGCGAGCCCUCGAAAACGGGCUCACCGUUCAUGCCGCUCAGGUGGGCGAUCCGGAGAAGCUCAAGGGAGAUGCUCUCAACGCGUACAAGCGCUUUGUUGAGCUGGGUGGCGUCGUCCAGCCCUUGGAUGAACAUUUCGUCAUCCCCUCAGAAACCCAGGCCAUUGUUGAUGGCCUCUUUGGCAUUGGCCUUGAUCGCGAUAUUGCUCCCGGACCUUUUCGACGGGCCAUUGAACAAGCUAAUGCACACCCAUCAGCUCUACGUUUGGCCAUUGAUAUACCCAGUGGCAUCCUGGCUGACACGGGAAAGGUUGCUGGAGUGGCCUUCCAGGCCGAUGUCACGGUCACGUUUAUUGCGUGCAAGAAGGGUCUGUUGACGGCCAAGGCUCCCGACUAUGUGGGGCGGCUGUAUUAUGCGCCUUUGGAUGUGCGCCAAGCCUUUGAGAAUCUCGUCACUUGCACGAUUGAACGAGUGAGCUAUCAGUCCCUCCUCCGCGACGACCGCCUCCUGGCUCUCAGACCAAUGACUGCGCACAAGGGCUCUUUUGGAAAGGCCAUCCUCGUGGGUGGAUACAAGGGCAUGCCAGGUGCCAUCCGUAUGGCCGGCGAAGCAUGCCAGCGCGUUGGUGCAGGCUUGGUGCGUGUCGUCACGCACACUCAAAGCUUGGCACCCGUAGCCAUUGGCCGCCCUGAGCUCAUGGUCGAGGGGCUCGAUGAAGAGGUGUUGGCGCAAUCGGAUCGACCGGUGGUGCUGGAUGCCGAUGCACUCAAUCUGCUGGCGGACCGUGUUGUGUCUGAGCCAUCGCGCACCAAUUGGGUGCUGACUCCACACCCAGGCGAGGCAGCUCGGCUGCUGGGCGUGAGCACUUCGGAGGUUGAACAGGACCGCUUUGCAGCGGCCCGCCAACUCCAAAUACGCUACGGGGGCGUGAUUUUGCUCAAGGGGUCUGGGACCAUUGUGGACGAUGGUUCCUUGGUGUCGGUGGUGUCCGAUGGCAAUCCAGGCAUGGGUUCCGGGGGCAUGGGGGACACGCUCACGGGCAUCAUUACAGGCUUGUUAGCGCAGGGUUUGUCGCCCUCCGAGGCUGCGCGGGUUGGCGCUGCUCUACAUGCGCGGGCAGCCGAUGAAGUGGCCAGCACAUACGGCGAGCGAGGCAUGUUGGCCACUGAUCUUCUCGAGCCCCUCCGCCACCUCGUCAAUCCCGUUCGCCGCGUCCGACUUCAAACCGACGCCUAA
Messenger RNA from Monosiga brevicollis MX1, 1578 nucleotides. RefSeq lists its product as uncharacterized. The transcript is spliced from 11 exons. The coding region runs from base 1 to 1578 and encodes 525 amino acids. Gene Ontology annotation, molecular function: NAD(P)HX epimerase activity; ADP-dependent NAD(P)H-hydrate dehydratase activity. Gene Ontology annotation, biological process: metabolite repair. The record is from RefSeq and is a predicted model, not a curated record. Lineage: Eukaryota; Choanoflagellata; Craspedida; Salpingoecidae.